UCAAAAACGAAGUAGCAAAAACAAACCCCACACACACAUUACACGAUGGAAGAAAGAGAAGACUCCGGUCCAACUCGCCCCGUUUCUCUUUCUUGGCCUCGUUCUCCUUGGAGUGAUUUUGGGUUCGUCCUCGGAUUACUGAGGAGGAUGGGGUGUUUCUUUGGAUGUUUUCGCGUAAAAUAUGAUAACCAGCCUCAUGCUCAUGUUGUCUCCGACGCAGUUGCAUCGAAGAAGAGGGAUGCUUUGCUAUCAGGAAAUAAACUAGGAUCAUUAUUUCUGUCUGAAGAGAGAGAAUCGUCUCCUUGCAAAGGCACAGGAUGUCAUACUCUGGGUUCUGCUCUGCUUGAAAGAGAUGGUGAAGUGAGGGAGCUCAGGGACGAGGCGAAAUUCCUUAAAGCCUGCGGUACACUCCUGGAAACUCCCGCAGAAAUUCGAAAAGCAUUGGAGAAAGUGAAAGAUUCACCAACCAGUGAUGGAGACUCACAACCUUCCAGGUUGCAUUCAUGGCUUUCCAGUUCUUCUGUCAAGAAACUCCACUGGGAGGAGCAACCUGAUCAGGUUUCUAUUUCCCCUGGUAAACUUCGUGAAGAACUGGGAGGGGAAUUGGGUUCUCCUGAGCACGAGCCUAGCAGCUGUAUGUCCAAAGGAGACAUGGUAGAGCAGAACUUUAUCAAAGAAGAUAGCAAGGUUUCGGGCCCUGACACAGAAAUUACAAAUCCUGUUUGCACAAUUAAUAAUGAUAAACUCUCCUCAGUUACUCCUGAGCCUUUGACAGAAAAUAUCCAAUCCAGGAACAAGAGUGUACGGUUUGAAUGUGAGUAUCCAUCAGAUGGUAAAUGUUUUAAGCAAUCUGAUGUCCCAGGUAGUCAUAAUGGAUCUAAUUGUUCUCCUUAUCCAACACCAUUGAGGCUAACUGAUGAGAUGCAAACUCCUGGAACCAUUUUUCCAGUAAGCCUAGAGAAUCAUGCAAAUGGAAAGAAUGCUCGAAUCAGGUCCCAGUAUGUCUAUCCAGUUCUCAAUCCUGUUGAGAACUUCUCUCAGUGGAAGGUUCUGACAGAAGAAGACGGUACUUACCAACAAAUUGGUCAUCAAAGAGAAUCUUUUGAGCAGAGUGGACAUGCAACUCCUCAGCGUACCUCUAUUUCUUUGUCCAGUAGGUCAGAAAUGUUUCAUGAUGGAGCAGCUACAGUUGGCAAAGACGUGAAGCUAGAUGCAAGCUUGGCUCAGUGGCUAAAGCCAUCUUUGCCAAAGAAUGACAAGAAUCAAAACAGUGGUGGUGGGUCUUUAUCUAUUGGGAAAUCUCCUAAAAUGUCAGACGAGGAUAGGCCUAUUAUUGGGAUGGUUGCUGCACACUGGAGCGCUGAUGAGAUUUCUCAUGUCUCACCAAAGUGGUGGGAUGGUAAUGGAAUCCCAAAUUCAACUAACAAAUACAAGGAGGAUCAAAGAGUAAGCUGGCAUGCAACCCCAUUUGAGGAGAGGUUAGAGAAGGCAUUAUCAGAAGAGAGUAAUGUCUAUCAAAGGAAGCAUAUCAGUGGGAGGCCUAUCAUUUUUGAAGAGAAUGAAGAGACUGACACUGCUGUAUCUCGACUACAUACUUCAGCACAACCAGAAUCAGUAGUUUCGUUUUGAUGAUUGUGGCAAUUUCAAUACUGUUAAUAGAAUCAGGGUGAUUGGUUUAUUUUGCAUUGCAUGUGAUGUGAAGGUGGGCAGAGAUUUAUCUCAUGAUGUUGCAUUUGAUCUUUAGGUUACUUGUUUGACUGGAGCUUAUCCUGUGGACUGCUCCAGCUGAUGUAAAAGAUUACAUUGACUUUUCUGCAUCUGGACGAACAGGUUGGGUUCUCUGGUGUUAAUCUCCUUGGUUGACUUCUGCUUGAGAACUCCUUGGGUCAUAAGAAAAUUUCCUGUUCAAUGAUGCAUAAGAGGGGUGUAUUGAUUGAAUAUUGAAGAGUAUUAUUGAGCUCAAUAAUACAGCCUUGCAAAUGUAUUGUAUUGAUAUUUGUGUGAAGUGCUGCUUCAGGCUAUCUAUAUCUCUGGCAAUCGCAAUACUGCAUGUUCAAGGUGGUU
Molecule: messenger RNA, 2064 nt
Organism: Telopea speciosissima
Lineage: Eukaryota; Viridiplantae; Streptophyta; Magnoliopsida; Proteales; Proteaceae
Product: protein JASON
Exons: 8
Coding region: 46-1629 (527 amino acids)
Biological process (GO): male meiosis II
Source: RefSeq, a predicted model, not a curated record